Panicum virgatum (switchgrass) is the source of this 3353-nucleotide messenger RNA. RefSeq names its product pentatricopeptide repeat-containing protein At4g14820-like. The transcript has 4 exons. NCBI's taxonomy places the organism in Eukaryota, Viridiplantae, Streptophyta, Magnoliopsida, Poales, Poaceae. Gene Ontology annotation, biological process: RNA modification. The record is from RefSeq and is a predicted model, not a curated record. Bases 1 to 1743 code for a protein of 580 amino acids. Gene Ontology annotation, molecular function: protein binding; RNA binding.
AUGGAAACGCGCGCGCGGCACCACCACCACCACCUGCGCCAGCUCCACGCCGCCCUCCUCCGCCGCGGCCACCCCAUCCCGGCGUCGCCGGCGGCCCACCCGCACCCCGACCGCGCCCACCUCGUCGCCAUCCGCGCCGCCGCCGCCUCCACUCCGCGCCUCGCCCUCGCGGCCUGCGCGUGCCUCCGCCGCGCGGGCCUGCCCCCGCCGGGGCCCCGCGCGCUCCCCGCCCUGCUCCGCUCCGCGGCUCGCUGCGACGGUGCUGGCGCGUACGUGGGGGGCGCGCACGCGGCGGCCGUCAGGGUCGGGGCGCUGGGCGACGGGUUCGUCGGGACCGCGCUGGUGGGGGCUUACGCGGCGUGCGGGCGCGUGGGGGACGCAAGGAGGGUGUUCGACGGAAUGGCCGUGCGGGACGUCGUCGCCUGGGGCGUCAUGCUUGAUAGUUAUUGUCAGACUCAGAACUACAAAGCAGCUUUGCUUCUGUUUGCUGAGAUGAAGAGGUCUGGAGUUGUUCCUGACCAAUUGAUCCUUGCUAGUGCUCUAUCAGCUUGUGGGAAUAUAAAACAUUUCAGAACUGGGAAAGCCAUCCACUCAUACAUGUUGGUGUCAGACAUUUUUCUUAAUGCUCACCUCAGUAGUGCUCUCAUAAACUUGUAUGCUAGCUGUGCCAAAAUGGAUAUGGCUGAAAAGCUAUACAAUGGGAUGCCGAGGAAGGACUUAGUAUCAUCAACUGCCAUGGUUUUUGGAUAUGCCAAGAACAGAAAAGUUGAGGUUGCUCGCUCUAUAUUCAAUGGAAUGCCAGAGAAGGACGUGGUGUCUUGGAGUGCCAUGAUAGCAGGAUAUGCUGAAAGUAACCAACCUAACGAAGCAUUGAGUUUAUUCAGUGAUAUGCAUGAGCAUGGUAUCAUGCCUGAUGAAGUUACUGUGUUAAGUGCAAUAUCUGCAUGUGCCAAUUUAGGUUCCCUUGAUAAAGCCAUGUGGAUCCACUCCUUCACCGAGAAUAACGGAUUGACUAAGACAUUACGCGUUUGCAAUGCUCUUAUUGAUAUGUUCGCCAAAUGUGGGGGUAUAACUCGUGCCUUGAAUAUCUUCAAUGAAAUACCUCACAAGAAUGUUAUCACCUGGACAAGUAUGAUUGCUGCUUUUGCUAUGCAUGGCGAUGGAAAAUCCGCCUUGGUUCUGUUUGAGCAGAUGAAAAAGGAAGGUGUUGAGCCCAAUAAAGUGACGUUUCUUAAUUUACUUUAUGCUUGCUGUCAUGCUGGUCUAGUUCAUGAAGGUCGUUCGAUGUUUAGAUGUAUGGUUCAAGAAUACAGGAUUGAACCCAACCAUGAGCACUAUGGUUGUAUGGUAGAUCUUCUGGGAAGAGCUAAACUUUUGCAAGAAGCAGUUGAUCUCAUAGAGUCAAUGCACUUAGGGCCCAAUGUGGCUAUCUGGGGCUCUCUGUUAGCAGCAUGCUGGAUGCAUGGCGAUCUUAAGCUUGGCACAUUUGCUGCAAAGAAAGUUUUGGAGUUGGAUCCCAAUCAUGAUGGAGCAUCUGUGCUUUUAUCGAAGAUAUAUGCAAAAUCUGGAAGUUGGAAUGAUGCUGAGGAGGUGAGGGGAGGAAUGAAACUCCAUGGGGUCUCAAAAGAAACAGGCUCCAGUUGGAUGGUGCUGAAUGAUCCUAAUCACGAGUUUGCAGCUGGAGGUGGGAAACAUCCAGAAAGUGAUAAGAUCCUUCUGAAGCUCGAUGGGAAAGCAAGUUGAUUUGUGAGGUGACAAUAUUAGAGAAAAUGUUCUGCUACACAGCGAGAGCCUUGUGAUUUCUUUCAGCCUGGUAAUUUCAGGAAGGAAGCUUCCGAUGACAUGGUACCCCCAGGACUACCUGUACAAGGCGCCGAUGACGAACAUGGCGAUGCGUGCCAACCUGGCGAGCAGUAACCGGCUGAAGCGUCGCGCUACCACUUCAGUCUCUCCAAUGGUGGCCGCAGCUGGGGUUGCAGCAGAUGAAGAAGAGUGCCAUGCCUAUGCCUUCCUUACCCCUCGCCAUCGCCUGCCAACGAUCCAAGCAUGGUGUUGGUGGCUGUCAAGUCAGGCAUGGACUCCGAAACUUUGAACCAACUGAAGAAGAUAGGCAUCAGACAUGGUGUUGACCUGGAAGAAGACGGCCUUGGUGUGGGGCAGCAUGGGGUCGGAGGCGACAUCCUCGAAGAGCACCUGAGUGAACUCACCGGAGGCGUGGUCCACUACGUUCGAAAUCGCUGUUGGAGUCGGAGGACACCUCCUGCAGAGAGCAGAGUUUCUGACAGGGCUCUUGCAAGGACAUGACAAAUUAAGAACAAGUUCAGAGUGACUGCUCAGAUGCUCUGGACCUAAAACAAUGUAGUUUUACAGAACAUGAAAGAUAAUCUCAAAUCUUUGAGCAGAUAAUGGAUUAAGGGAAGGUGAAUAUGGAUGGAGAAUCAGAUAACCUGAUGGUCACAGUUCCUGCAGGCAUAGAGAAGCACCUUGUUCUCCCUGUCCUCCUUGGGAUACAGUAUGUUGUUGCUGCAUGCAUGCACCCACUAAAAAAUAGAGAGUUUGUUCUUGAUCAAAUCACCUACAACAAGAACAACAACAACAUAGCCUUUUAUCCCAAGCGAGUUGGGGUAGGCAUCAUGAUCAAAUCACCUCUUGGGAAAAAAACCAAUCAAGAAAGGCGUUAACUGGCUGAGCAUAUGAAUCAAUCGACAAUCAAUCAGCUCACCAUUCCUGGCAGAACUUCAUGGUGGAACCUGGUGGAAGAGGAAAAAAGGGGCUGGAGAGGCAGCUUGUCGUGUCGUCGCAUCAGGUGAUUUUGUGUGGGGAGUUUUUGGUCUAUCGCUUUCCGGGAUUAGAGCACGCCCUGGUCGAUUGAUCCAUUCUAACCACGAGAAGAAGCAACCUUGAACCUUUGCUUCUACUGUGACAGCUACCACUUCAGCAUACUCAGGGUCUAAUCUGCAGAGCUGAAUUCAGCAAGGAGGUUCAGAGAAAGAACCAACGAGAUGAAUCCCGUCUCUGCAGUAGUUACUUAAUCAGUUCGAUGAAGCUUAUUCUGGCUUUCCAGCCCGGGACUUCUGCCAAGUGCCUGAAAUCUUGUGGAUCGAGUUGGCCUAUGAGCUGGGAAGGCUCUGACACAAUGUUCUUGUUUCUGAGUCAGAUGCAUGGACUACGAGCGGUGCUGAAUGACACAGGCAUGGCUUCAAGUCUUCAACAGGUCGGGUUAGGAACAAAAGUUCAGCAGCAGAAUUCGUGCUGUGUACUGUACGCAUAAACUUGAGGUUUGGUCACGCGAUGCGUGAGUUGCUCUGUAAAUUACACCUAGUUGAGAUUCUGAUCAGUUUUUACCUCACUUA